This is a messenger RNA of Nestor notabilis (Kea), 1611 nucleotides long. RefSeq names its product leucyl/cystinyl aminopeptidase (gene LNPEP). Gene Ontology annotation, biological process: proteolysis; peptide catabolic process. The transcript has 7 exons. The record is from RefSeq and is a predicted model, not a curated record. The annotation marks the transcript as partial. Gene Ontology annotation, cellular component: cytoplasm. Gene Ontology annotation, molecular function: peptide binding; zinc ion binding; metalloaminopeptidase activity. Lineage: Eukaryota; Metazoa; Chordata; Aves; Psittaciformes; Psittacidae.
AUGAUUGAAAACAGCAUGUUCGAAGAAGAACCUGACGUUGUUGACUUGGCAAAAGAGCCUUGUUUACAUCCCCUGGAGCCUGAUGAAGUGGAAUAUGAGCCAAGGAGCUCACGGCUGUUGGUGCGUGGCCUUGGAGAGCAUGAAAUGGAUGAUGAUGAAGAGGAUUAUGAGUCAUCAGCAAAAUUGCUGGGGAUGUCCUUCAUGAACAGAAGCUCCAGUCUCCGGAACAACAUGUCUGUCUAUAGGCAAAGUUCAAACGGAUCAUGUUCACUGCCCUCUACAAGGACCAUGGUGGUUUGCACAGUUAUUCUUGUGAUUGCAGUUGCAUUAAUAAUGCUGAUUUAUCUUCUUCCCAAAUGUACCUUUACCAAAGAAGGCUGCCAUAAAAAAAAUCAUACGAUGGAACUAAUAUACCCUUUGGCAACCAAUGGAAAACUAUUUCCAUGGGCAAAAAUUAGACUUCCUUCUGAUGUUGUACCACUGCAUUAUGAUCUUGUCUUGCAACCAAACCUAACUACUCUGAAAUUUUCAGGCUCUGUAAAGAUAGUGGUUAACAUCAUCCAGGUAACUUGGAAGAUUGUGCUCCACAGCUCAGGACUUAAUAUCACCAAGGCAACUAUUACUUCCGCAGGAGGGCAUCAAGAAAAGCCAGCUGAAUUCCUGGAAUAUCCUUUGCAUGACCAGAUUGCAGUCAUGGCUCCUGAAGCUCUCCUUGUAGGACAGAAUUAUACUGUCAACAUAGAAUAUUCUUCUAAUUUAUCAGAUACCUAUUAUGGCUUUUACAAAAUUUCUUACAAGGAUGAGAAUUCCAAGCAAAGGUGGUUUGCAGCAACUCAGUUUGAACCUGUGGCAGCACGAUCUGCUUUUCCAUGCUUUGAUGAACCAGCAUUUAAAGCUACUUUUUUAAUCAAGAUCAAGAGAGAUGAGAAACUUUCCACUCUGUCAAAUAUGCCAAAGAAAGCUACUACUCCUGUGGCAAAUGGAAUUGUUCAAGAUGAGUUUUUUGUGAGUUUGAAGAUGAGCACCUACCUGGUAGCCUUUGUUGUUGCAGACUUGAAAAACAUUAGUAGGCAAACUAAUGCGAGUCUGGUAUCUGUCUAUGCCAUACCACAGCAUCUAAACCAAGUUGAGUAUGCCUUAGACACAUCAGUGAAACUUCUGGAAUUUUAUCAAAAUUACUUUUUAAUAAGCUACCCUCUUGAAAAAUUAGAUUUGGUAGCAAUUCCUGAUUUUCAGUCUGGUGCAAUGGAAAACUGGGGCCUGAUCACCUUCCGAGAAUCAACACUGUUGUUUGACAGUAAUACUUCUUCAGCAAGGGAUAAAAAAUUAAUAACUGCAGUGAUAGCACAUGAGCUUGCCCACCAGUGGUUUGGCAAUCUUGUAACUAUGGAAUGGUGGAAUGACCUCUGGCUGAAUGAGGGAUUUGCCACUUUCAUGGAGUACUUUGCCAUGGAGGAGAUUUUUCCAGAAUUACAUUCAGAUGAAGAUUUCCUUAAUUUAAUUUUCAAGGCUAUGAUGAAGGAUUCCUUGAAUUCUUCACAUCCAGUCUCCUCUGCUGUUCAGUCUUCAGAGCAAAUUGAAGAAAUGUUUGAUGCACUUUCUUAUAUCAAG